AUGGAGCCGGCGGUCACCAGCAUCCAGGUGCUGCUGCAGGCGGCCGAGUUCCUGGAGCGGCGGGAGCGCGGGGCGGUCGGUCCCCGGUACCCGCCGUGCCUGGCCGAGGCCGAGCACGGCUACGCCUCGCUCUGCCCCGCGCGGUCCCGCCGGGCCGUGGGCAGCGUCAGGUCGGUGCACAACGCGCUGGAGAAGCACAGGAGAGCCCAGCUCCGGUGUUGCCUGGAGCGGCUGAAGCAGCAGGUGCCGGUAGGAGCGGGGCCGGCCCGUUCCACCACGCUGAGCCUCCUGCACCGUGCCCGGCUUCACAUCCAGAGGCUGGAGGAGCAAGAGCUGAGGGCACAGAGGGCCAAGGACCGGCUGCGUAAUCGGCAGCGGAGCCUGCGGCAGCGGCUGGAACGGCUGCUCUCACCCACCGGAGGGGAACGGGCACGGGCAAACAGCCUAGACUCGUCCCAGCUCUCAGAGCCCUCCGAGGGAGAGGAUGCCGAGAUAGAGGUGGACGGUGCGGUGUUCAGCGGGGACCUGCUGCCCAGCUUCUGCACGGGGAGGGACCACAGCUACUCCAGCCCUCGCAGCCCGGCGUCCUGACAGCACCCGCUGCCUUUCCUGCACUGCCUGCCUGCCUCCUCCCUGCCUGCCGCUGCCGGAAACGCAGCCUCCGCCAGCCUCCUCACGGCUGCCCGGGUAAGGGGCCAUGGGGUGGGUGCAAGCACCCGGCUUGGCCCCCCCACAGCUGGGCCACUAAGCGGCACCAGCCACCGCGCUGGGCGCACAGGGCUGGCACGGCACUGUGGCACCCGCUGUGCACCGGAAUGCACUGCAAGAGGUGCUGGAUGAGGGCCCGGCUGUCACAGGGACACCCUCCUGCCGCCCCCUCAUGCACGCCCAGGCAGGCUGGGGGCUGCCUGGCGUGGGUGUGGGGCAGCGCCGCCCCCAGCAGACACAGCUACAGCAGGGCUCUGCCGCCCCUGGAGAGCCAGGAAGGGGAAACGAAUGCAUUAAGCAACCUGCCUUCACACUCCCGCAACCGCCCCCCUCUCUUGUACAUACCUGACACCGUUCUAGUAAAGGCACUUGGUGAAACUCCUGCCUGCGUCUUGCCU
Molecule: messenger RNA, 1106 nt
Organism: Aquila chrysaetos chrysaetos
Lineage: Eukaryota; Metazoa; Chordata; Aves; Accipitriformes; Accipitridae
Gene: MXD3
Product: MAX dimerization protein 3
Exons: 5
Coding region: 1-591 (196 amino acids)
Biological process (GO): regulation of transcription by RNA polymerase II
Molecular function (GO): RNA polymerase II cis-regulatory region sequence-specific DNA binding; DNA-binding transcription factor activity, RNA polymerase II-specific; protein dimerization activity
Source: RefSeq, a predicted model, not a curated record